GUACUUAAAGAGUACUCUUUUACGUUCAACUAAGGCGGUUUAUCCUUUUGUUUUUCCUAUCCAUUCGCAUUAAGAGGAACAUCAUGGGCAACGCAAUUGAUAAGACUUGCCUCCCCGCGUGCGUCCCACACGAGGGCUCUGCCGCUGAGCAAUGCUGCGCACCGAAGCAGCGAGACAGUCGCGACCUCCGCACUACCACUGGCAGUCUAGCAGAUGGGAUCACCAACAAUCCUGAAAACAACCCCUACGGCGUCCAUUCAUCGGUAUGUGGACCGUUCAGAUGUGGUGCUUUCGCAGAUCCACCAGGUUCCUUCCGGAUAUACCACAGUGCGGUUGAAGCGAGAAGGGACGCCAAACGCCUCUGGAAACAGAGAAGAGUCGACGCGGCAUAUGACGCUUUCAAUCAAGCCUUGGGUCUGUUGGAGGUGGAGGUAGUGCCUGCGGGAGCGGGUGGAGAGGAGGUACUACUUAGAGAGCGAUUAUUCUUCAUAGUACGGGGAAGCAUGCGAAGAGAAAUGUAGCUAAGUAUCCUCUUUGGACGACGACGUUACUAUUUCGAAGAGAAACGUAGCUAAGCAUCCUCUUUGGACGACAACUUUUUUACUUUUUUUAUCACUGUUGACUUACAUUUUCACUCGUACAACGCCCUUCUUCAGGUCGCAAGCAAUGCCCGGACCAAAAUCGUAAACGGGUCAUCAUCGGAACAAGUUCUGCGACUAGGCGAGGCGUUGGGAAGCGCUACAGCCGGAGGAGCUAUGUCAUCGUCCGGUGGUCUGGCGCAGUUCAAAGCUGAGCUAUAUGAUGAAGUUGCAGAUUUUCUGUUUGAGAAUCAUGCAAAUCCAGAUCCUGCGACGAUGUUGUACGAUAAGGCAUGCAACUGCGAGCCAGGAAAUCCGAAUAGGUGGUACAAGAAGUUAUGAAGAAGGCUACGUUCAUGUCGAUGUUGAUCAGAAUCGGUCCUCCUGUGAUGUGGAAUAUGUGCUACUUACUUACUUACUUACUUACUUACUUACUUACUUACUUACUUACUUACUUACUUACUUACUUACUUACUUACUUACUUACUUACUUACUUACUUACUUACUUACUUACUUACUUACUUACUUACUUACUUACUUACUUACUUACUUACUUACUUACUUGUAAAAUGAGAGAAGUCGCAAAAAAUUCCACGUGAUUUGCAGUUGUGGAGCCGUUAUGAAGUACUACAAGUAAGUACAUAGCGUGCCUCAGCAGUUUCUAACGACCGGCGUCUGCCUCCAAAUGCAAGGAAGAUACUCACUGGCGAUGCAGAACUUCAACAAAGCGCUUGCCAUAGAUCCAAGACACAAAGCGGCGCGGUUCAACCUAGGAGUGGUGCAUUUCAAUACCGCGGAGUUUGUCACAGCACUAGAAAUAUUCACCCAACUCCACGACGAAGAGGAAACGGCGAGGGCGGAAAAGGGGAGAGGAAAGGGAGGCCCAGCACAGGACUCUUAAGUAAAGGGAUCAAAAUCAUUCGUGCUCAAUGGCAUCUUGGGGUGGUCCUGAAAGCGAAUAAAUCCCGUUCAAAGAUGUGUUUCAAAAUGGAUUAUACGAUUUUACUUGAAGCAAAGACGAGUGCUCUGGCUCUAUUGAUAUAUUUUUUUGUUUAAAGAGAUGCGACGACUUGGUCUUCUUCGGUUCAAAAUCAAGUGUAUUAGGAUUUUAUUUUUGCUCUUGAAGUCUCAGAGUAGACUUAGUCUCUGACUCUGUCUAAUGUGAGCUACGCAGCGGUCGCAGCGAUCACAGUGUGGAGGAGGUAGUAAACCUGCUAACGAUGAUGGCAGACUGCCACGAGCGACUCGAAUCACCAGCAAAAGCGGCAGAAUUUCUGGAAAAAGCUCUUCGAGUUGACCCCUACAAUCGAACUGCACAGAAACAGUUGGAGUACCUAGAGAUGACAAAGCUGGCUCCUGUGUUUGGAGACACUAGGACAGGAGGUGGUCCUGGAGGUGGAGGGGCGAGGAGAGGCGGAACUCCUAGUGGAGGAAAUCGUGUUGGAGGUAGCAACGGCAGUGGAGGUGAUGUAAUCCAAACAGCAGCUGGAAGUUCAGCAGGUGAUGCGGACUUACCUGAGCUAACCCAUGGGUCCGCAGCAGUCCUCGACCACAUGAACAGUAGAAACGCUCCAGCGUCUGGGAAGUUUCGUCGCUUUUUUAGUUCGUCGGGUCGUGCCUCAGGAGCAGGGCACAUCAUGGUCGAUUCAGAGACGGUCACUGUUGGAUGUUACUGAUGAACUCACAAAGACUGGGCAUCGGCAUGUAAAAGUGGAUCAUAGAAGAUGAAAUCAAAGUACAACACUCGAGACUCACUUGUAGAGCUGGAAAUUGAG
Molecule: messenger RNA, 2354 nt
Organism: Amoebophrya sp. A25
Lineage: Eukaryota; Dinophyceae; Syndiniales; Amoebophryaceae
Source: the annotation of a GenBank genome assembly